GUCAUUCGGUUCGUUCAGAGCUCGGGUCAAAGAUAGGGAUUCCAUAGUUCGGACAAGGAAAUGAAAGCAGCGACAUUAUCAUCUAUGCUUAGCUACAAGGCUCUUAAUCUCUUCCACUCGUCCUCUUAUUACCCUCGUUCCUUUCAUUCCUCUAAAUCCUUCCUCACCUCUCUCCCUUUCUUCUCUCCCGCAACUCGCUAUCACAAUCGGAUCCAUUUGACCCACAACCUCCAAUUUCACACUGCUUCUUCCCCUGUGAUGGCCUCUACAUUUAACGCAGAAAGAGCCCGCGCCCCACCUGCCAUUCCCAUGCCUACUCCUCCUGUUACCAAGUUUAAUAUUGGGCUUUGUCAACUAUCAGUAACCCCCGAUAAGGAGAGGAACAUUGCUCAUGCUCGGAAAGCCAUCGAGGAAGCUGCAGAAAAGGGUGCUCAGCUUGUUCUCUUGCCUGAAAUAUGGAAUAGUCCCUAUUCAAAUGAUAGCUUCCCCCUCUACGCCGAGGAUAUUGAUGCUGGUGGCGAUGCAUCUCCUUCAACUGCCAUGCUCUCUGAAGUCUCUCGUCUCUUGAAGAUCACGAUAGUUGGAGGAUCCAUACCAGAACGUUAUGAAGGCCGAUUAUACAACACUUGUUGCGUCUUUGGCACCGAUGGAAAGCUAAAAGCGAAACAUCGCAAGAUACACCUUUUUGAUAUUGACAUACCUGGGAAGAUUACCUUUAUGGAAUCAAAAACUCUCACGGCUGGGGAGACUCCAACCAUCGUGGAUACAGAAGUUGGGCGCAUUGGUAUUGGCAUUUGUUAUGACAUUCGAUUUCAGGAAUUGGCAAUGAUAUAUGCGGCAAGAGGUGCUCACUUGCUCUGCUAUCCUGGUGCAUUCAACAUGACUACUGGACCCCUGCAUUGGGAGUUAUUGCAGAGAGCAAGGGCUACAGAUAACCAGUUAUAUGUGGCCACUUGUUCACCUGCUCGGGAUACUGGUUCUGGUUAUGUGGCUUGGGGCCACUCCACUCUUGUUGGGCCGUUUGGAGAAGUUUUGGCAACUACAGAACAUGAAGAGGCAAUCAUCAUAGCAGAAAUCGACUAUUCAUUGUUAGAGCAGAGGAGGGCAAGUCUCCCACUGACAAAACAACGGCGUGGCGACCUUUACCAACUGGUUGAUUUUCAGAGGCUGAAUUCCCAAUGAUAGGAGCUUGGCAUGAUGGACUACAGCUAUGCUGACUUCAAUAUUUCGAGACAACAUUCAUUGCUUGGUCUUCGUGGCAUGAAUUUGUCAUCUUUUGACUGUUAACAUGUUGUACUAUUUGCAUGGAGUUGAAACCAUGAAUAAAGGGAAGAACGAGUAAAUCAAGAAUGGGAAUUCUCCACGGAGAUUGUCUUUUAUAUGAGCAGCUCAUUUAAUUCUCAAUAAGUUA
Neltuma alba is the source of this 1411-nucleotide messenger RNA. RefSeq names its product omega-amidase, chloroplastic-like. The record is from RefSeq and is a predicted model, not a curated record. Gene Ontology annotation, molecular function: omega-amidase activity. The coding region runs from base 61 to 1182 and encodes 373 amino acids. Gene Ontology annotation, cellular component: mitochondrion. NCBI's taxonomy places the organism in Eukaryota, Viridiplantae, Streptophyta, Magnoliopsida, Fabales, Fabaceae. Gene Ontology annotation, biological process: oxaloacetate metabolic process; L-glutamine metabolic process. The transcript has 10 exons.